This is a messenger RNA of Candida albicans SC5314, 591 nucleotides long. Its product is annotated as ESCRT-II subunit protein. Lineage: Eukaryota; Fungi; Ascomycota; Pichiomycetes; Serinales; Debaryomycetaceae. Gene Ontology annotation, biological process: protein transport to vacuole involved in ubiquitin-dependent protein catabolic process via the multivesicular body sorting pathway. Gene Ontology annotation, cellular component: ESCRT II complex. Bases 1 to 591 code for a protein of 196 amino acids. Gene Ontology annotation, molecular function: structural molecule activity; protein homodimerization activity. The record is from RefSeq and is a predicted model, not a curated record. The transcript has a single exon.
AUGUCAGAUCCAAUAUUGCAGUUUGAGUUUCCGAAGAUCUACUCAUUUCCACCAUUUUACACACAGCAGCCCAACACCACUGUCUUGAACCAACAACUAGACUCAUGGGUAUCAAUAAUAUUACACUAUUGCGAGUACUAUAGAAUCACGUCAUUAUCAAUUGAAGGAAUACCCAAACACUCACAAUUAGAGGUUCCACUUUCACUGCUUUCUUCUAUAUUCAUCAAUAAAACCAUAAAUCGUCAAGUCAAUUCAGAUUUCCAAAAACUAAUAGUAAAACAUCUAAUUCAUAACAAAAAAGCAGAAUUCAUUAAUCCCAAAAAACCAGAGUUGGGUGUAUAUAUAUAUUGGAGAUCACUAGUCGAUUGGGGUGACUUAUUAUAUCAAUAUGUCGACGAUACGGGUCAAAAGGGGACAGUUUUGACAAUUUACGAACUUACAAAAAGUGAAGAAACCACUGUGCCACAAGAUCUCCACAAUUUGGAUGAAACUUUUCUAGUGAAAAUCAUCAAAGAUUAUUUGAUAAAACAAGGGAAAGCCCAGUUGUUGAUAGACGAGAAUAACGAAAUUGGUGGUGUGAAAAUUGUAUAG